This is a messenger RNA of Corythoichthys intestinalis (scribbled pipefish), 4984 nucleotides long. RefSeq lists its product as uncharacterized. Lineage: Eukaryota; Metazoa; Chordata; Actinopteri; Syngnathiformes; Syngnathidae. The transcript is spliced from 5 exons. The record is from RefSeq and is a predicted model, not a curated record. The coding region runs from base 1589 to 2536 and encodes 315 amino acids.
UUCCAUUGUAAACAAGUGGGGAAAAGGCAUUGUGAACUCUAUGAGUCUAAUGGUUCAAACACAGAUGAAGAUGGAUGGAUGACAGCCUAUAAUUACUGUAUUCUUGAUCCACCCACCUCUUGGCACCGUGGCAAUCCAGGAUAAGAACGUAGUGAGGAUCGUGCAGUGCAGAGGCCUUCCUCUUUGUUUAACAAGAAGUACACCUGCUGUAGAGUGACGUAGCCUCAAUCCACACCGAUUGUGGCGGACCGUGAAUUAGCACUCCCUCCAGUUCACCCACUGAUUGUAAAAGAACAAGAAACAACAUGCACUUCAGCACUCAUUCUGUUAAAGAGUUAAAGAUGUGUUACCUUUGCACUAGAUGGGUAUGACGGAUGUGCAGUCACAGUCCGUACUACUGACCUCCCAGUCAGAUGUGUUCCUCGCUGUUUGCAGUGUGGGCAUCGACUCCCUGGGCGUAGCUCUGAAAUUUUUCACUCAGACCCAAUGGACAGCAGUCUCAAAGAUGAGCUGCCAAACAACUAAAUGCAUAGCAUUCGCAAUAGCAUACCUUGAAAGUACAACAUGCAUCCCAUCUAAGAUUUUCGACGGGUGCAUCAGGUGCUCCUGCCAAGCAUUCAUCCAAAGAACAAGCUACUGUACAUUUGAGUAAACAAAUCCAUUCAACCCUCUUCAUAACACAACCCCCUUAAGACGGGAAAAAAAUGUGGGAAAACAUCCCCCAUUUGCUCUAGCUUCUCGUAAUGAUGCUUCCUCAGCCUUUGCCCUCAGUUUACCUAGCAGUCUUGGAAGAAGUGCUCUGAAGCUGGAGCGCCAAAUGGUAGCUGGCUAUGACAAGUGAUGAAGAAUCCCUGGAUGGGAGACUUCACGCAAAUUCAGUAGCCCUGAAAACCUCCAACUAACAAGAGCAAUGUGUAAAUGAAUACAAUUCAUUAUCAUCGCAUUUCCUUGAAAAUAGGGCUCACAUUUUUGCUAUGCAUGAAAAAAGAUCCUGUGCAGGAGUGUGUUUGCCCUUCUGUUUACUUUACAUGCUGCCAUGUGGCCAUUGGUGCCCAUGAUGGUUUAAGCAGGCACAGGGACAACAGCGGAGGGGGAUGUGAAUGUCAUAAAUAGGUGUCAAAAAACAGGAGUAACCAUUUGUUUUACCCUCCCACAUCAUUGAAGUCACAGGAAGAAAAUCUAUAGUGACAUUGAGCUAGAUAACAUAUUUGAUUUACGCUUAUCUUGUGUUUAUAAAUGUGUCAUAAAACAAAUACUGGACAUAAUCGAUGAAUGUUGUCACUUUCUCUGUUCCAUCAGUGAGAAAUACUUAAUGAAUGCCUAUUCACAAUUGUUUAUUCAAUAAAGGGGGCAAACAAAGCUGGACCAAAGUCCAUCCUGACAAUUCAAGUGCACAAAUGACCAAGUGAAAGCAGCGGCAGACCAUGUCAGCAGGGAGGCACUUUCUGUCGAAUGAAAAAGCUUUAUCAGACCUUUACUUGAAAGAUUUGCAAGGUAUUUAUUUUCUGUUAUCACAUUUUGUAGAUGAAAUAUGACUUCAGGAUGAUUGCCAAAUGAUAAGAAUGCACCACAUCAACGGUACCCAACCAUGCGUAGAAUGACAGUAUGCCAUUCAGGUAUAAGGUGGAGAAGUUGGGGAUGGUGCAAAUCCACCGCAAGGACCUUUUCCUCCAAACAUGCACUGAAGCCCAUGUUACCCGCCCUCUGUGUGGUGCUUUUCUUUUUGUAUGGCUUGGUCAACAAACUCCGCUCUUUUGUGGCUGGCAUCUUCCUCCCCCAGUACCACUACCCUUACGUGGUGGCCCUCUGCUUUGGCCAGGUACUGCUGUCUCUUUUCUUCCUCAAUCUCUUCCACAUCCUUGGACUGGCGCCACUGAGGCCAUACAAUCGACCACUGGCAGAGCGUGUCCUGGUACCGGCCAUUUGCAGCAGUGUCCAUGCUGUACUGACCAUGUGGGCUGAGGCCAGCGGUUCGUACGCAGGCCUCUCUCCACUUUCCUUGCCACUGCUGCCCGUCAUCACAGUGGGCCUAAGCUUUGUGCUGAAAGUGACAGCAUUACCCUCUGCCCACUCCUUUGUCCUUCUGUCGAUUCUGACGGGGUCGUCUCUGGUCUUCACAGCCUCUUGUGGUAUAUCAGUUAUGGAACCUCUGGAAUACGUUUAUACACCUCUGGCCGUCAUCCUCCUCAGCCUCUCCCUGACAUGGUUGGCCAAAGCGUAUGAAGCCGAGCAUCGCUGCCUCACUGCUGACAACCAGUCUUCCGUUUUGGACGUCUACUACAAUUUGGUAGUAAACCAGUGCUGGCUGCUGGGCCUCCUGUGGACACUGCAUCCUGACAGCCCCCUGUUGGUACUGAGUCGGGGCAGCUGGCACAGCCUGCUCUUCCACGGUUAUCUGCUCGCCAUUCUGCUGCUGGGGAUGCUUCUAGACUUCGCCAUUGUUAUGUCGGCGCUGUCCAUUUCACCACUGGCUGCUGCACUGUUACACUCAGCUAGAGAACUGGUGCACCCCUUUGUACAUAUGCUGGGGUUUUAGAAUGAGAUUUUAUUUAAUAUUUAUUACCUUAGUCAGUAAAAUGAAUUCCAACAUUUUUUUUUUUCUACCUUGGCUGGAAGUUUACCAGACUUUAUCCAUCUCUGUUACAUCUCAACAACAGUACACGAAACAUCGACACUAUGCAAAAUAAAAUAUAACAGUACGCAACUGUGCAGCAUGCAUCAUAUUUAGCAGUUCAGAAUCAAAAUUUAUGUACCAACAAAGGACGGGAAAAAAAUCUUACGAUACACAAGAUAUUCUGAUUACAGUAUGUAUUGUGUGAAGGUGUGUUUUGCACAAAAUUGUCUGUGACAAUGUUUUAAAUUCUGAUUGCACUCAGAUUAGCUGGAGAUAGCAAUAUAAAAGAACCUAUACCACUAAUCUGAAAAUUACAACAGAUUUUUUUUUAGCAUCCACAUGUACUGGAAGUCGUGCAGCUCAUAGAAGCACCACAAAAUAAGAGAUUUAGCUGGUAGGGAUAAAUUAAUACAACUUAUGGAACAAAUUUAAGCAUUUUUGCUUUAUAGUGGUCAGUAGCACAACCACAGAUGCAACAUUCUUAAAACACUUUCUUGAAUACUACUUUAUUGUGUUCUUUCAAAAGGCAAAAAAAUAUAUAUAUUUUAUUACAGUACUUCCGAACAAAUCCAUAUUAUAUCUACAAUGCUACACAGUUUUUUCAUUAAAAACAACCUCAUUUGACCAGUGUAUUUAUUCAUUACAACUAAUAAAUUUCACAUAAUUUUAUAUAUACAAUGCAGAUACUGAAUAUCCAUUUGGCAAAAUAUCAUGAUUCCUAUUACUUGCCUUUCUUCCUGUGUAAUGAAAGUUUCAUCACUAACUAGGAGGUCGCUGCCAGCUAGGAGCGAUCCGAGUUUAGAGGGAGGUGUAUUCCUAUACUCUGCAACAAAUUGGAGGCAGGUCCAGCCAGGCCUUCUUGGGAACUGAGAGACUCCAAUAGAUUGGUGACCAGGUUGAGGUCGACGUCAAGAGGCUGAAUCUGGUCCGCAUCCCCGGCUGCUGUGGCUGGGCUCGGUGAGCCCUCUUUGCCGGGUGGACGGACGGAUGACGAUGUCUGUGGAGAGCACAUGAGGUUUUCACAUUCAGCGGUUUGUCCAGUUACUUUUGCAGCAUCCUGUCUACAUCUGUUUGUCAGUCCAAAGAAACUUUAACUUUCUAAAACUUUAUUGUUGAAUAAGAAAGAAUUGGAGCUCCGUAACGAACUGUACCCAACUACACAUCCCUCCCGUUUCGAACAAUAGUUAGGAAGCAUAGUUCCCCAUGCUGCUCAUUAUUUUCAGAGGUGAUAAAUAUAAGAGCCUGUUCUUACCAUCUGAUUGAAGCUCUGUCCGAUAUUUGUGUUCGUCAGCUCCUGGUCCAUCUGGUCCAUGUAUCCUUUCAGAGUGUCCAAAGCCUCCAUCCCAUUCAUCUUCAUGUGAGCAGAAGAUUCCUCUUCUAUCUCAUCAUCAUCGUCAUCCCCAACCUCUUCCCACUCAUCUUCACAAAUAUCAUCUGAAUCGAGUGAAUCUUCCUCAUUUGUGUCUGAAGGAAAAAUUGGAUGAUUGAAGUAAAGUAAUAAACAGGCAAUUUCAAACAUCAACACACCUAAUAUUCGUUCCAGUUCACUUAUAAGUGUUGCUGUAUCAUAGGUGAAAGGAUUAUUGCUUGAACAGUUCCUGUAAUAAAAGAGAAGCAAGUAUUUAACUCACGAGCUCAGUGGCUCUGAAACCUUUUGAACCAGGCACCACCACAAAAACAGUUCUAAACUAUUCUGACCAUCAUUCAAAUGAGAGUUAAAAAUUAGGCAGUUUUUUUUCCUAAAAAUAUUUUCAAUAUUAUUGGAAAAUGUACUUCAAUCAGUUUGAAGAUGACCACUAUUCUUCAAUACAUAGGAAAGUAACACUCGUACUUAAAAUCAAUUGAAUUUAAAUGUAUUAAACAUUAAAUAUUAAUAAAAAUAACUGCUGAAAAACAGUUCUUAAAGAGUGUAUGCUAACUAUGGUAAUAAUAAGUUAAUUUACAAUUUACAAUGACUACAUUAGCAGACAGUAAGUUAGAAGCAGGUCUCACCACGGCAACUCUGCCCCCAUGUAGGAUGACUUGGUAUUGAGGAACUCCUUCAUUUUCUCACUGACCCCCGCAAGACUGCAAGCAGCUUCCUCUACUUUCUCGCUAUCCUCCGUCAACGUACACCCAGCAGCUUCCUCCGCAGGCCUGACGGUCUGAGGGUGUUUGAUAGUUAUAAUGUCUGGAGCUGAUCCGGAUCUUUCCUCAAGCAUGCGCUCCAGAUCCUGAGCGGUGACGUCAAGCCAGUUGUCAUCUGGAGAUGACCACGAAGGAACAUGUUAAAAUGGCAUCUCAAAUAAAAGUCACCUCCUUGGUGGAAACACCAUAGCGCUCCCCUCUGUUUUCUAGAUAGCAAAAGCUGGAUUACCCACAGGCAGGCAA